Messenger RNA from Miscanthus lutarioriparius, 3333 nucleotides. NCBI's taxonomy places the organism in Eukaryota, Viridiplantae, Streptophyta, Magnoliopsida, Poales, Poaceae. The record is from the annotation of a GenBank genome assembly.
AUGUGGCAAAACUUCUGUGAUACCACAUUUGUGUUUCAUUUUCUGAAGGCCCUUAUUACUCUAAAGAAAGGUAGCAAGCUUAUCAAGUAUAGCCGGAAAGGAAAACCCAAGAUCCGUUCUUUCAGACUUUCUAGUGACGAAACAGCAUUAAUUUGGUAUUCUCACAAAAAGGAAAAGUUCCUCAGACUGUCCUCUGUAUCUAAAGUCAUUCCUGGACAGAGAACUGCUGUUUUUAGGAGGUUUUUACGCCCUGAAAAGGACUAUCUAUCAUUUUCACUCAUAUACAAGAACGGUCAACGUUCCCUUGAUCUGGUUUGCAAAGAUCAAGUUGAAGUUGAAGUUUGGUUUUCAGCACUCGAGGGGUUAAUAAGUUCAUGCCAUAGAAAUUCUUCAGUUGAUGAGCACAAAGAUAGAGUAUCAUUCUCUGAUGAUGUAUCAUAUUAUCAAGAUAGUCAUCCAUAUGAUUCAACACUAGAUAUUGCUUCAAGUAUUUCACGUAGUUUUAACACAGCAGGUUAUUGCGGAGGCAGUUCUUUUAGUUUCCGAAGAUCAGAUGCUGGAUCUGAUCGUGCAAAUAUGAUAAGAACUAGUGGUGCAGAUAGUACUCGACUUAGUAUUUCCAGUGCCGCCCCUAGCUCUUCCAGUCAGGGUUCUGGAACAGAUGACAUAGAAUCCCUUGGUGAUGUUUAUGUAUGGGGUGAAGUUUGGACUGAUGCGGCCCCAUCAGAUGGACACACAACCUCUUCAUGCUCAAAAGUAGACGUUUUGAUCCCCAAACCUUUAGAAUCAGAUGUUGUCUUAGAUGUUAAUCAGAUAGUAUGUGGUUCAAGGCAUGUUGCUCUUACUACCAGGCAAGGGGAGGUGUUUACAUGGGGUGAGGAACUUGGCGGGCGCCUUGGUCAUGGAACUGAUACAGAUAUUAGUCGUCCCAAGCUUGUAGAGUCAAUAUCCGUGACCAUAGUUGAUUUUAUUUCAUGCGGAGAGUUCCAUACCUGUGCUAUAUCUGCUUCUGGUGAUCUGUUCAAUUGGGGGGAUGGUUCUUACCAUGCUGGAUUGCUUGGAUACGACACUGGGGCUAGCCAUUGGCUUCCAAAACAUGUCUCAGGGCCCUUGGAGGGACUUCAGGUACUAUCUGUUGCAUGUGGCUCAUGGCAUUCAGCUCUGAUCACGUCAACUGGAAGACUCUACACAUUUGGUGAUGGAACAUUUGGUGCUCUUGGGCAUGGAAACCAUGAAAGCUCCGCGUACCCAAAAGAAGUGGAAGCCUUGAAUGGAUUUAGAACUAUCAAAGUUGCAUGCGGAGUCUGGCAUUCUGCAGCAAUUGUGGAGGCCACUGUUCAGACAGGCAUGAAUGUGGUGUCUAAGAAGCUGUAUACCUGGGGUGAUGGAGAUAAGAAUCGUUUAGGCCAAGGGGACAAAGAAGCUAGGCUGAUUCCUACUUGUGUUCAAGCUCUUCUUGAGCACAAUUUUCAUCAGCUGGCCUGUGGACAAAACAUGACUGUUGCCCUUGCUACAUCUGGUCAUGUGUAUACCAUGGGUAGUUCUGACAAUGGUCAGCUCGGAAAUCCAAAAUCUGAUGGUAAACAACCUUGCUUGGUCAAAGAUAAACUAGCUCACGAGUUGGUUGAAGAGAUCUCAUGUGGAGCUGCCCAUGUUGCAGUUCUAACGUCAAGAAGCGAAGUCUACACAUGGGGAAUGGGUGCCAAUGGAAGACUUGGUCAUGGUGACCUCAAUGACAAAAAGGCACCAACUAUUGUCGAAGCACUUAAAGAUCGGCAUGUCAAAAGUAUAUCAUGCGGUUCAAACUUCACUACAUGUAUUUGCAUACAUAAGUGGGUGUCAGGAGCAGAUCAGUCUGUUUGCACAGGUUGUAGGCAGGCAUUUGGUUUCACGAGAAAGAGACAUAAUUGCUACAACUGUGGGCUAGUACACUGCCAUGCUUGCAGUUCAAGAAAAGUGCUCAAGGCUGCUCUGGCACCAACUCCUGGCAAACCGCAUCGUGUAUGUGAUUCAUGUUUCCUGAAAUUGAAGAAUGCAGAUACCAGCAGCAGCAAUGCCAACAGAAGAAAUGCUGCUACUCGUCGCUCUACUGAUAGUAGAGAAAAACCAGAGAGGCCAGAAAUAAGGCCUCCUAGGCUUGUGGCAACAUCGUCAGCAGAGCCAGUCAAGUAUAUGGAGGUAAAAGCAGCUAAAAGUGAUAUGAAAACUGCAGAUUCGAUCAUGAAGGCAUCUCAAGCUUCGGCUCUACUACAGUUCAAAGAUCUUGGUUUUGCUGCCCAAUUUGGUGGUGGGCUUCAACCUAUGGGAAUGUCACCAGCACUAGCUAUGUCACCUGCAAUACCGGCAUUUUCUUUGGCACCUCCAUCUCCAUACACAAAGAAAGCAAAAUCACCUCCUGCUUCUGCUAUUCCACAGAGCUGUAAAGUUGAUGUUGAUCACUUGCAGAAGUCAAAUGACUUGCUGAAUCAAGAACUUCUGAAAUUGCAGUCUCAGGUUGAGGAUUUGAAACAAAAGUGCGAAGCACAACAUGAGCAGCUUCAGAAAUCAGAUAAAAAAGCUAAGUCAGUUGCCUCUAUGGCCACUGAAGAAUCCUCAAAACGUAAUGCUGCCGUGGAGUUUGUCAAAUUUGUUGAUCAUGAGCUCAUGGGUAUUGUGGAUAAACUGCCUGUUGAUGCUGCCGACAGCAUGAAAGCUUUGCAAAUGAAGACACAGUCUCUCUUGAGGGAACAAUCAGGUCACCCAUCAGAACUCAUGAAUCCAAUGGAACGUGAUCAUCUUCACCUAUCCAGUGGUGGAAGUGGAAGAUAUGAUUUGGUCACUCAUAAGUCAGGAGGUGUAGGUUACCUGACAAUGUCUCAAGAUGACAGUUCUGCUAGUGGCUCAGCCAUUUCCAUCACAAGUGAAUCCCCAUCCCAUCGUUUCAUGGAAAACAGUGCAAAGGCCCAUGGUUAUUUUGCCCCGAAACAUGGUACCCAUGGAGAGGUGCAGUUAAUUGAGCAGUUUGAACCUGGCGUAUAUGUGACACUUAUCCAGCUGAAGGACGCAAGAGGAGAUUUGCAGAGAAUCAGGCUGAAGAAUGGUGGAGGGAAAACCAAGAGCGGGUCUUCAAGAAAUACAACCAUCCAACUCAUGCACCACAUGGAAACACAACUUCUUCUCACGAGGAAGAACAUCAUUCAUGACCUCCAAAUCAGGUCCACACAGGUCGUCGAGGAUGCGUUACAUGAUGAGACACUGCAAAAUAGAAUUUUGACAGGAAACUCUGCUCUCUGCUCAGGAGAUUUGCUUGGAGGAGGGCAUCAUGUAGGAGCUUUAUCACGUGAAAUAGGGUAA